AUGACGAAAGACGUAAUUCCAAAAGCAGAAAACACCGAUGAAAUCGUCGAAGAAAAUUUACUGAAACACACGUUUAUUGCUAAACGACAAGUUUUACGUAGAAAUCAAGUACCCAUGAAAUUCCGGAACAACUUGACGUAAAAAUUAAUUUUUUCGUACAAUAUGUACCUACGUACUCAUUAAACAUUUAAAAAAAAAACUGUGAACGCAUUCAUCUAAAGAAAAACCUUAAUUAUAAAACCAUAAUCAUAAAAACCUUAAUUAUUUAUAUUUGUUCUCGUAGAUCAGCAAUAAAACAAACAGAAAAGGAACGUUCAGAACUUGUCAAGAACUUGAAUGUUACACUGCAACCAUCCAAAUUGAAGGAGGAAGAUCUUGAUCAAAAAGAAAUACUCGAACUAUACAAUCAAGAGAGGCUGGCCUAUGCAAAACUAAAACAAUUAAGAAAAUAUUAUAUAGAUCUAAAUCAAGAAGUUGGUAGAUGGCAAAAAAAAGAAAGUAAAAAACAAAAUCAAGUUAACCAUUUUGAAAUGAGAAUGGAUAAAGAGCAGAAAACGUAUGGUGAUAUGGAAAAAGCAUUAUACAGAGUGAGUGAAACAAAAUCAAUGAUAUGAAAUGAUACCUAACACUUUUACUGUCUAAUUUUUUCAUAGAAAAUAAAUACAUAUAACGACGGAGUGAAAAAACAAAAAGAGCUCAGAGAGUUGUAUGAAGGUCUGCGCAGAGAAACUUCACAAAAACGCGACAUAUAUGAUUCGCUAAUUUUUCAAUUGAACAAAGAGGCAAAAAUUACAGUCAAUGUCGCCGAAGAAGCUAUAAAAUCGUGUCAAGAAAGGUAAGUGUAAAAGUAAUAAUAUGUUACAUAAAUUCGAAAUUGAACAUAUCACGAAAAAUAUAACAAUUUGUAUUAAAUAUAAAAACAUCGAAUAAAAAUGAACUGCGUAUGUUGUAAUUUUAUGUAAUGUUCGAAGUUUGAAUUUUAUAUGUAAUAUACACGUUACUACAGUGUUCGAAUAGGAGAGAAGCGUGGAGUAACGGGAGCUUCACUGCUAUUUUUAUUUCACUUUAAUACCCUCUUAAUAAUUAUUUAUAAUAAUAUUGAGGGACGGCCAGUACACUAAACUUUUUGCAAAUAAUAUUUCCAAAAAAUAUGACGUGUUAAUCGUGUUAUCAAUUCAAAUAUAUUCAAUAUUAUAAAUGUAAGGUAAAUAUUUUAUUUAAAAUUUGAAUUCUAAAAAGGAUUGGUAAUAUUAAUGUUCAGGCCUCAAAGGAAGGUUAAUUGAAAAGGUAUAAUAUUAUAGAGGGAAAUUUAAUGUACAUCUGUAAGCAAAGAUUAAUCGUUGCUAACGAAAACCAACUCUGAACUCGGUCAAAGGUAUUAUUUUUCAAAAAUAUAUUUGUCAUAUUACGACGGCUUGGAUCUCUAGGCGCACCGAAAAUGCAUUUGUUUUUUCCCUGUUACCUACUUAACGUGGAUUUGCAACGUGGAUCAGGGUCUUACGACAAUUGAGCGCAGAUAAUUGAGCGCACGACAAUUAAGCGAAGACUAUUGAGCGAACGACAAUUGAGCGCUGCGAAAAUUAAGCGCUGAGACAAUUGAGCCCAAUAUAUAUAAGCGCUAAAAAGGUUAGGUGAUAAUUUAAAAAAUAAAAAAUAAGUCAUAGCAUGGUUAAUAAUACAUUAUCGGUCAAAUCAGUAAAAAUAAAAUAUAUAAUAAAAAUGUUAUAAAAAAUGUUAUUGUCAAGUUAAAAUAUUUUGAGCAAUGCCUUUCAAAAACAAAGUCUAAAACUGCUUGAGUACUAAGUUCAGUAUGUUUUGCCGUUGUUUUUAAAAAUUGCACUGCUUUUCUCGCUUCAAUUUUUGAAAUAUCGGGUCUAUGGUUGUGCUCUUUUUCACUUUCAUUAAUAAUUUGACCAUCCGUCAAAUUAAUACGACCACGAAAUUUUUUCGCAUUGCAUUCGAUACAUCGCCAACUACUGUUUUUGUCAAAUCUGUAUAAAUAUCCGUUGUAACACAGAAGGUCUCGACCUUUUUCAUUUUUAAUAAAUUCCAUUUAAAAAAAUUAAAAUGNAUAAAACGAAUAAAACGUAUAAAACGUAUAAAACGAAAAGAGAAAUGAAAAUAAUGAAAAUAAUAGUGAAGUUAUCCAGCGAUAAGAACCUAUAGAUCUACUGCUGCGUUAUCGUCAUUGGAAUUUUAUUCUAAUAAAAACUAUAUAAUAUAUAAUAACUAUAUAAUAGCAUCGUAUCGAUACGAUACGAAUGAUGCGGCAACGAAUUCAUUUCUAAUUUCGUCAUUUCGUGUUCUACUCAGUUUAGUAUUAUAGCGCUCAAUUGUCUCAGCGCUAAAUUGUCGCAGCGCCCAAUUUUCGCCACGCUCAAUUGUCACGCGCUCGAUUGUCGGGACACCGUGGAUCUGGGUUGAUAACAGGAACGUACCAUCACUAAACUACAAAAGACAUACAUAAAAUUGAAAAUAUAGGCUUAUUUAACAUAAAUCACAUAAUACGAGGUUUGACUAUUAAAUAAAGAGACUGCGCGCGCAGAGAGCGUCCCAAAAAAGUUAGGGAAAAAUCGAAUACAGCGCUAGUUAGCUGGAAGUGUCUAUUAUGCCAGUACAAAAUUGGGUUUUUGUUGGUGCAUUAGUAUUUUUUCUGUAGCGUUUAGAAACGAAUAUGUUUUUUCUCUUGCCGAAAACGAUGUGUGACGAAAAACAUGAGCAACAGAUAAACGUAAAAUUUUCUCGUUAAACUAAAAAAAACUCCAACUGAGUGCUAUAAGUUAUUAAAAGAGGCCUAUAGUGAGAAUUUCCUAUCUCGGGCGCGUAUUUUUGAGUGGCAUAAAUUAUUUUCUGAAGGCCGAGAGUGCACCGGAAUCCAAUUCAGUCGUAAUCCAAAUUCAAAACCGUUUUCUUCGAUAUCAACGGCAUCGUGAUGACUGAAUGGGUUCCAGAGGGUCAAACUGUGAACCAACAUUACUAUUUGACAGUUUUGGCAACAUUGCGCGAAUGAGUUCGUAAGAAACGGUCGAUAUUGUGGAAAAACAAGUCGUGGAUCUUGCACCAGGAUAAAGCGUGAAGCGUUAUUUGGCCGCUUAAGGCAUUCCAGUACUCGAACACGCGUCUUACUCACCCGACUUGGCACCCUGCGACUUUUACUUGUUUCCGAAGAUAAAGUCUGCCUUAAAAGGAAUCCGGUUUUAGUCGAUGGAAGAGGUGAAACAAAAAUCGGCGGAACUCCUGAAUGGUCUUACGAAAACAGACUUCCAGCACUGCUUCGAGCAAUGGAAGAAACGAAUGAAACGGUGUGUGGCGAGGGGAGGAGAGUAUAUUGAAAGGGAACAUUUGGUUGUGGAAUAAUUUUAAAAAAAAAAACCAUUUUUCAUAAAUAGUCUCGUUAUUUAAUAGCCAGACCUGUAUCAGAACUUCAAAAAGCUAUAAUUUCGAAACUAAGUCAGUCAACUUAAUUUGGACCUUACCAUUGCUAUUAAAUCGACAAUUUACAUAAUAUAUAUUUAAAACAAAAAACAAAGAAAAUUAAAAAGUAAACCAGUAACUAGAUUUAUUCCACAUAAUUUUAUCUAGAUAAAUGUUUAAUUAUCUUUAUUCAACACUGUCCACGAGUUUGGUUAAAUUCGAUAAUAAAUUGCAAGGAAGACUUAUUUUUUGUAAAUCUUGUAGUCACUAUUCUUUUAAUCCUUUAAUUCAAGUACUGGGCAGGGGAAUUAGGUACCUACUAAUGUACAUUUGGAUAAUAAUUGCAAGUCGUAAAAAUUGUUUAUUAACGUAACCAUCGUGUUUAUUAGAGAAAACACAAUAACCGCACUAGAAAUACUAAAAGAAUCUAAUGAGACUGAGAGAAGACAACGGGAAGAGAAAAUGUUCAUGACAAAAUAUAAAUUACGAAACGAUCUUGACCAAAAUGAAUGUUUAGAAAUAAAACGUAGGUUAUUUUUUAAAUAAUGUUAUUAAAUAGGAGUAAGUACAGUUGACUACAGAGUGUCCCAAGAAUAUACCCUUUGCACUAAUAUUUCCUGAGAUAAUAAAGAUAUUCAAAUUCUCUUCUCUUUUUUUUUUAUAUUACUUACUCGCAGAGAUGAGGACUACAAAUAUUUAUAUUUGAAUCAAAUGUUCUUGUUUUAUUGAAAAAACUAAAUUAUCUCCGGUUACAAUGAGUAUAUCUUCAUGGGAUACCCUACAUAAAUAUUAAAAACUGUACAUAGAGUGUAUCGUGUUUAAAAUGUAUUAUUGGAAAACAAUAAUCAUUUUAAACCCGACAAGACAAUAUGUAUAGGCUCUAUUUUUUGGUACAAACUAAAAGUAAAUAUCUACGAAUAUUUUCUAUUUUUUAGAUGCUUUUCGUCAUAAUCGACAUAAGAAUAAUAUGAAAACCGAACAAGAGAACCUCAAAAAAGAAAAUCGACGCCGAAAUGCCCUUGCGUUCAUAAAAUACUUAAUUCGUAUUGAGGGAGAUGUAAACUUAAAAACGAUCACCGACAACAUAGAAAAAAUGAAAUUAGACAAGAAGAGUUUGUUCCGUCUAUUAAUAUUCUUUGAACAGCAAGUAAGUAUAUAUGUGGUUAAUUAAGUUGAAAAAUGUGUGCAAUAUUAUAAAAUAUUAAAAUAGCAUUACACCAAGUGGCGGCUUGGCUAUAAAUUACUUUGUUGGCUAAAUAAACAAAAUUACUCUUUCAUACAGGUACAGUUAGAAAGACAUGAAACUCACCUACCACACUAAAAUUCCUCCUAGCUAAAAAAUAAAAUACCUACCUAAGGUUUAAGCUACAAUUAAAUAUACUAGCCCCGUCAACCAAAACUUCAUACCCAAUGGGCCAUUUUUAAUCAAAAUAGUUAAAAUAUAAAAUAUUUAUUUCAGAAAUGUCUACUUAUUUAAGUAAUUUGACGUGUUGUAUAUUGUACGGAAUAAUUAUGGUCUAUACGAUUUUGUUUUAACCUUUGUGACAAUCUUAUAUAUUAUGUUUUAACAUUUAUUUCUUCAAAAUUAAAUUAUAUAAUAUUAUAAUUUGGUAAAUAAUUUUUAUUUUUGAUCUUAUUUACUUAAGUAAGUAUUUACUCUAGCAAAGUGUUGUUGGAGACUGUGAUAGGUCUGAUGUAUAUAUUAUAUACUACUCUCAAACUAAAUAAACAAAUAAUUGAAUUCUAAUAACUAAAGGACGUCCUAGGAUAAUGAGGACAGAUGCAGUCACUAUUAUAAAUAAUUAAAUGUAUACCUGUAAACAACAAUAAGCAAUUGCUUACAUAAAAACGAUUAUGAGCGGAGUUCAGUUGAUAGUGAUGCUUUAUCAACAAUACAUAUGUAAUUUAUAAAAAUAAUUAAAUAGUCUUUGUUUUCAUUAAUAAUAUUUGUUUAAUGUUGUAUCAAUUUUCUCAAUUUUCUUAUUUUUUUCCCGAUUUGUCCAUGUUUUAUCCUGGUUUUUGCUGGAAAACCCCUGAUAAAAUUGAAAAAUUACCUCUUUAAAGUAGCUCCCUAGUGGAAAUUCCUUUUAGAAACAUUGCUAUCAAUAUAACUUAGAGCAAAAUUGUUGGUAGAAAAGUUGUGCACAGAAAAAAAGAAAGCUGUAAUAUAUUUUAAUUAAUACCUACAUUUCUUAUAUUUUCCCGUUUUUUAUUGGUUUUUUUCAAAUUUGAUGAGAAAACUCCUGAGAAAAUCGAAAGGUUACUUCCCUUAAGUAGUAAAGUACCUCCUUACAACGAUUUUUUUUCAGAAUAGGUACUACAUUUAGAAAUCCGAACUAGUCUUCUGGUAGAAAAUUUGUUAACAGAUUAUAAAAUCAUAAGCUUCUUCGUUCCACUCAGAAACUAAAAUUUUGGUUUGGUGAUUUACUGAACACACUCUAUAUACGUUCAUUGAAAAUAAUUAACUGAGGAACAACAGAUUUAAAUUUGUUUGACGGAAUGGUGUAUGUAAGUUAGAUCGAUUGUGUUAAUUACGAAAAGUUAAAAUGAAAGAUCUAGAGGGCAUCAGUAGAAACUUUGAGACGGUGACGUCCCAAUAAUUAUAACAUAUUACAGCAAAUAUUUGUUUAACUAUUUGUAAUCUAUGUAAAAAUCUACUUUUUUAACCUAUUUUUAAUGUAUAAUAUACAUAUAUUGUAUGUGUGUAUGUAUUCUCUUCAUCGCGGUGUGUGUAUGAAUACGUAUGAAUUACGUUCAGAGUUUUUUUUCAGAAUUAGCGAUAACGACGGACAAUGUACAAGAGCGCUGGCAGAAAUUUUCACCGAGAGGGGCGGUGGAGCAAGAUGUAUAUUAUAUAGCCCAUUCCGGCUCUCCUUCUGUGAGCGCCCUUGACGACGCGGUCGUAAAACCAAUGAGACGUUCGAUUAAUAGUGUUUAUUAUAAUAGAUAGCUUAUAAAUAAAAGUCCGGGGGAUCACAGUAAUAAUGGUUUUUAUAUGGAGUCCGUAAAACUAGUCUCGGCCACCAGACAGAACGUUAUUCUGUACUCGCUGCGUACAUUUAUGUAGUAUGUCGUAAACCUUGUCUCGUUUUUUAUUAAAAAUUAAAAAUAUGAAAUUAAAACAUUGUACAUUAGAUGAGUUUUCUACGAUUUUCAUUAAUUCACGUUUAAUGAAAAAUAUAAAUAAAAAAACUAAGUUAAUUCAAGCUAACCUGAUCAGAUAUACCAUUGAAUAUAUACUAACAUUUCAAGUAAAAAUGUAUAUAAAUACCCAAUAGUUACACAAAAGUUAAGUCUCCUCGUAAAUUUUAUUCACGCAUCCGAAGCCGAGUCACACAGCUUCCAUAGUAGAUAAUAACCUGCGUUGAAUACACCUAAAACUUUAACCGUGAGUUAUAGUGUUAGGAUAGAAAGAUCGUUGUAAGAUUAUUAGUUUAAAUCUAUUUUGGUGUUAAAAUUUUUCAUUUCCGUUAACCCGUUGAGGAGAUUAUUUUAAGUUUAGGUUGGGGGAAAGUGAUGAAACCCUUUUAAAACACCACGUGCCGUGACGCUAAGUAAUCAUACAUUAUCUCCCGAAUCAACUAGAUUGCUAUGUUCCUAAGAAAAAUUAAACUUGCAUUUUUUCGUUACACAACUAUCAUACGCACCAUCUAUGUUUUUAGCUACCAAUUUUGCACCAAUGGUAAGGUAUCAACUAUCAAUGCGAUUAGCUGGACCAAGUCGGCGAUACGGUGAUCGCCGAAUAGACCCUCUCCUAAGGUUUCCAUUUGAGUUUCAAAAAUUGACUCUCAAAACCUCCUCCCUCCUCCCAAAGAAAAGAAUUACAAAUGUUUUACAUGUUUUUAAAUCAAAAAACUUUUGUAUUAUAUAUACAUUUUCUCUAUUUUAAAUACUUAUAUGAUAAAAUGUCUGUAACAUAACUUUUAAAUCACCCUGCAUAUGCAGAUAUCACGUAACCUAUUUUCAUUUUAACUCAUUAUUUUAUUGUUAAUAAAAGUUUUCGGAAUUGGAGAGGACCAUGGGGCUUGAUAAAGAGAUGGUAGCUGACAAAACCCAAUCAAAUGUCAACAGUUACGAGCUGUACGAAUGUCAGAUAAAAAAGUAUUUGGAGAAAAUUCAAACGAACGAGCAGGUCAUCAAAGAAAAAAAAACCUUCAUCAACAGCUUGCAGAACCUGUACGACGAGGUGAACGAAAGGAUUUAUGGUAUAUUCCAAGCACUUAGGUGUGAUCCAUCGGCUGUGGAACAGUUCGGAGUCGUCGAGAUGCCCAACGAGUAUAACAUUAUUGACUAUGCCAAGGAAAUGGAAAAGAAAUCAGUCGAGUUACUGUACAAAGUCAACUGCAUUGAGAACAGCUGUUUAACCGGACAGAAUGAAGAUCCGCUGACGUCCGAUGCAGAAUCCAAGGAAAAUCUGAUUACCAAAGAUUACAACUGCAUAGAGAUAAAAAUGCACCGGUUCUUAGACAUGGCAGACAACGCGACAUUGCCUGUACCCGUUAAUAAACUCGAUCUCGGAUACACACCAUCACCAUGUCCUCAGUAACUAUACUUGCGAUUAUUCUGUAUUUAAAAAAAAUUCAACCCCCUGGUUAGUUUUAAAAAAAUCUGUUAUACGUACUCAAUCCACUCUGCUCUAUUAGCCCAAAAAAUUUGGGAUUUAAUCGUUAGUAAGAAAUUUCUGACUAACCUAAAUUACCUGAUUAAUAAGUAUUAUAUUUUUGGGAAUUUGUACACUAAAGCCAACUCAUUAUCAUCAAUUUACUCUUAUAUUUUCUCUCUAAUAAAUUAAGUACCUUUAUAUUUUAUUUUCAUAUCUCAUGAUGUAUCCAAUAUUAUGGCAUGUCGAAUUAUUAUUUUAAAAAAUUGUUUUUACUUUUAGUUGUGUAGAAACUCGAUUCUUAGAAGAUGGGCCAUGCAAUCUUCUAUCUCCUAGUGAAAUGAACAUGAUCAAGCCAUCUUCAAAGGUGAGAAAAUCAAACACGUGCUGUCCUGAAGUAUUAAAACGACUAGAUUUUAAGAACAUUAAUCCAAAAGUAGCAGUUUUACUGCAUGACAAGAAUAAUUGCAGAAAGACGCAAUGA
Cinara cedri is the source of this 8498-nucleotide messenger RNA. The record is from the annotation of a GenBank genome assembly. Lineage: Eukaryota; Metazoa; Arthropoda; Insecta; Hemiptera; Aphididae.